CGCUGUUUCCCAUUCCAGGCGCAGGGGCACAACAUGGCGGAUUAGGAGGCGAGCGACGCGCCCGGAUACAACGAACAAAUCGUGGGAUACCGAUUCCCCGUGUCGCGGAGAAGGCAGGAAUAUAGACUUUUCGGAGAGCUAACGCACACCUUUAAGACUUCCCGAGACAUGCAUUUCGGAUACCAGUAAGCGCCUUCGUUGCUUUGCCCCACUCCAAAUUGGCUGUCUGUCCGAGAUCAUUCCAAUCACCCAGGCCCCCCACCCCGAACACACUCUCGGUUCCUGGGGUGUGGAGACAGGGGCCGGGGAAGUGGAAAACAAAUCGCACUUUAUCUGGAACAUCAGGCUCCGUAGCGCGGUACAGGGCUGUCAAGGAGAUCAUUGUGCGAAUGAGUGAGUGAUGCAGGUUUCGUUUCUCCAGGGCAGUAUGGGUGUGUAUCCCCUGCUCCUGCUACUCCACGUGGCCUUUGUGGCCCUCAGCACGGCCCAGACACUCCCUGACCCUUCAGGUGCAGUCCUGACCGCCAAACCUACACACCCUCCUCCCACAUCACCCUCUAUAGUCACCCAGGCACCCCCGUCAUCCACCCCAUCUUCGGCACCGUCCCCUGAACUUGUUGUAACAACAGGAUUCAAUGCAGGCGUGGUGACCCCAGAGGUUCCCACAGCCCCUCCUGUCGUCGCCCCUCCAACUGUUCUCGUCCCUACCGAUGCACCGGCCGCCCCCCCAACCCCAUCUGCUGCAUCCCCGUCCCUCACCACCCUUAAAACUGGAGAUGGCGAGACUACAGUUUUGGCUACAGCAGAGCCCCCUACACCUGAUCCGACACCCACUCAAUCCACUUCAGAGCCUGAGACAGACACCCCGUCUGCCCCUACAGAUGCCACCACAGCUGACAUCAGCAAGCCUCCAGAUGAUGGUGGGCAAGAUGACACGGCUAUCAUGGCAGUGAUGGUUGCCCUGUCCUCUCUGCUGGUCAUUGUCUUCAUCAUCAUCGUCCUGUAUAUGCUCAGGUUUAAGAAGUACAAGCAGGCAGGGAGCCACUCCAAUUCCUUCCGCCUGACCAAUGGCAGAGCUGACGACACAGAACUUCAGAGUGUGCCACUAUUGGCCCGCUCUCCUAGUACCAACAGGAAGUACCCGCCCCUUCCUGUCGACAAGCUGGAGGAGGAAAUGAACCGCCGAAUGGCCGAUGACAAUAAACUCUUCCGGGAAGAAUUCAACGCAUUGCCUAUAUGUCCCAUUCAGGCCUCAUGUGAUGCUGCCUCGAAGGAGGAGAAUAAGGAGAAGAACAGAUAUGUGAACAUCCUGCCCUAUGAUCAUUCUAGGGUGCAUUUGACUUCUCUGGAGGGAGUUCCUGACUCAGACUUCAUCAACGCUUCCUAUAUAAAUGGAUACCAGGAGAAAAACAAAUUUACUGCUGCACAAGGACCAAAAGAGGAAACGGUCAAUGACUUCUGGAGGAUGAUCUGGGAACAGAACACUGCCACCAUCGUCAUGGUAACCAAUCUGAAAGAGAGGAAAGAGUGUAAAUGUGCUCAGUACUGGCCCGACCAGGGAUGCUGGACCUACGGAAAUAUCCGCGUGUCAGUGGAGGACAUGAUGGUUCUGGUUGACUAUACCAUCCGCAAGUUCUGCAUUCAGCAGGUGGGUGAUGUGUCUGGUAAGAAGCCUCAGAGGCUGGUCACUCAGUUUCACUUCACCAGCUGGCCUGAUUUCGGGGUUCCUUUCACUCCCAUUGGCAUGCUGAAGUUCCUUAAGAAGGUCAAGACCUGCAACCCACAGUAUGCUGGACCCAUAGUGGUUCACUGCAGUGCGGGUGUUGGCAGGACAGGGACCUUCAUUGUGAUAGAUGCUAUGCUGGACAUGAUGGGGGCAGAGAGAAAGGUCGACGUCUUCGGAUUUGUCACACGGAUCAGAGCCCAGCGCUGUCAGAUGGUCCAGACUGAUAUGCAGUAUGUGUUUAUAUUCCAAGCUUUGCUAGAGCACUACCUGUACGGAGACACAGAGUUAGAAGUGACGUCUCUGGAGUCUCACCUGAAUAAGCUGUACGCUCCUUUACCUGGAGCCGGCUGUGGAGGCAUGGAGGCAGAGUUUAAGAAACUUACCUCCAUUAAAAUCCAGAAUGACAAGAUGAGAACAGGGAACUUGCCUGCCAACAUGAAGAAAAACCGUGUUUUGCAAAUCAUCCCAUAUGAGUUUAACAGAGUGAUCAUCCCUGUAAAACGAGGAGAGGAGAACACAGACUACAUCAACGCCUCUUUUAUAGAUGGUUAUAGGCAAAAGGACUCGUACAUGGCAUGUCAGGGGCCGCUGCAGCACACUAUUGAAGACUUCUGGAGAAUGAUCUGGGAGUGGAGAAGCUGCUCUAUCGUUAUGCUGACCGAGCUGGAGGAGAGAGGACAGGAGAAGUGUGCUCCGUACUGGCCUAGUGACGGUGUGAUGGUUUGUGGAGACAUGUCCAUUGAGUUGAAGAGGGAGGAGGAAAGUGAAAGCUACACUGUUAGGGACCUUCUCGUCACCAAUAACAGAGAAAAUAAGUCUCGCGCUGUGAGGCAGUUUCAUUUCCAUGGCUGGCCAGAGGUGGGCAUCCCGUCUGACGGGAAGGGUAUGAUCAACAUCAUCGCUGCAGUUCAGAAACAGCAGCAGCAGUCUGGAAACCACCCAAUCACUGUGCACUGCAGUGCCGGAGCAGGGCGCACAGGGACAUUCUGUGCUCUGAGCACGGUCCUGGAGCGGGUGAAGGCGGAGGGCAUUCUGGACGUUUUUCAGACGGUGAAGAGUCUAAGACUACAGAGACCGCACAUGGUGCAGACACUGGAGCAGUAUGAGUUCUGCUACAAAGUGGUCCAGGAAUACAUUGAUGCCUUCUCUGACUACGCCAACUUCAAGUAAAGCCACACCCUCCUGCAGAAGAUCGGACAGACUUUCCCAGUCAUGCAGUCACGUCCACACUUUCACAAAAACACAGCUAAACGAGACGGACUGCCAGCGCAAAGCAAAAGGGAAUGAAAAUCCUUUGGCCGGCAAGCACGAAAACACGCUGGUGCUGAAGAUGGAAAGAAAACAAACAAGGAAAACACCAUUAGAGAUGCCUUCUUGAAUAUUUUGUAAUAUUGCUCUUGUUAAUAAGGCCCUUACCCAUUUCUCUCAGUGUAAAUAUGCUCUUGUAUUUCAUUUGUUUGGUUUUAGAAGCCAUUCUGUUGCGGUUUUUAGAGUGACCUUAAUAUAGUUUACUGGUAUAUAAAUGCAUACAUGAAUGGCGCUAUAGAGACAGAGCGGUAGCAAGAUGAGGGUGCUUUUCACUGGGUGUUUUAACAAGAACUUCCUUCUUUCUCUGCAGUUGAGUGACUGAAACCUAUUUGAAUGGCAGCUCAAUCCCACUAUGCUGUUGCCUGUAGCUACAUAACGCACAACGCGGCAAAAUCAACCAACCGUGGUGCAUCAGCGACUGUAAACGCGUGCGUUCGCAGAAAACACUUCACUGUGCUUUUUGAUUGUGUUUACUGGAGUGACAGAUAUAAUUUCUGAGUCCAUUUUUUUAAACAGGGACCGUUUUUUGGGCCGUGACUAAGGCGUGCGUCCCUUAGAUCUGAAGAUGUUAAGCGUGUCUUUGUGGUGUCCGUUUUGUUAUAGUGUGCCGACUUGGUCCAAACUAGACGAUGGUAGAGGAAGAUAAGACUGAAAAAGACAAACAAGAGGAAAGUGAGUGUGUCAAGACCAGAGAAAUUCCACUUAAUUUUUCUUUUGUGUUGUUUUUUCCCCUUGAAUCUCACAAGGGUUUGCUUCAAGUUUCAUUCCCUGCCCAAACAUCUUUUCUUUUCAAGAUCGCUCUAAACGCACCUUCUGUAUUUGUGAUUAUAAUCAAGGAAGUGAUGCAUUUACUUGCCCGGAUGUCUGAUAAUUGGCCUUAACAGCUGUGCUUGACAAUAUGGUUUCAUAAUGUACUUUCCUUCAUUUGAAGAUAAAUGAUCCCACCGGUUUCUCUACUUGCAAGGUACUGGUGCAAAGUCGAUCUAGAAAGUUCCAAUAGAAAUGACACAUGAUAACCUGAUCAUCUGUUCCUGCCCGUGUAAAGGACUUCAGCCGUGGUGCCGAAGUCAACGAGCCCUUUCCAGCUCCACUGAGCCAGUUAGACUGAUAUAUGACGCUUCAGCCCUUAGCCGUGAACACUUUCAACUUCUCCAAGCAUAAAGACCAGGUAGAUGGUAAAAAUGAGGACGUCAUUUUAACUAGUGAUUAUCAGCAAGUUAUUUUCCAGCGAAUGUUUUAUGUAGGUUAAGCCCUCGUUCCACACUGCCUUGUGUUAGUAAAUGCAAAUUCUAUGAAAUGUAUGUAAACCCAAUAGUUGUCGUUCAAAAUCACUCACCCAUCUGUCAUUCCAUGGUAACGGGGUUCUUGAUGGAAACUGUUAUUAUUUCAGAUCCAUGAUAUUCCGAAUGAUGAAUUGCGGAUUUCUAUUACAGCUUCCUCUUAAGAUACUCCAUGAAAUGCUGACAGAUUUGCUUGAGUAUUGUGUGAGUCGACUGUUGUGAUUUGCUUAAAGUCACACUAACCCUUUCCACAUGAGACACUGUGCCAAUAGCAGCCUCUCAGGGGCAGGAUCCUUCUUCAGAGGUGGGAAAGUGCCUCAUCACGUUCCUGUAGCUUCAAGCAUAUUCCUGCCUGCUCUUUUGUAGCCCAUGUUCUCCCAAUCCAUUGGGACCUUGUGGGCCUGUACGGCGUAUGAUAAUCUGUAAUGGAACCCAAAUGGUUGCUUUUCUGUGUUGGUGUGUUUUCAAACAAUUUUUUCCUUCUUUGCUUACAUACCAUAUAAAACCAUCCUGGAGAAAGCACCAGACUUCAGGACAAUUCCCUCAAAACCCAAGCUCUUAAUGUACGCAGAGCAAUCUAGUUCUUCUGGUCAAGAAGGGAAGCCACGUAUCUGGGGGCUCACUUCAUUCUUCUAUUGAAUGUGAUAUUGAAACGGCCUGCUUGGACAAAGACUGAAAAGUAAAGGAUUCUGCUCUCCAAAAAAAACCCUGAAAAUUGAGGAUUUCAUCGGAAACCCCUCUUUAAUUGGAUUGUUUCUAAAUUUCAAACUACAGCCUGUUUUAUGUUCCAGAAAUCCUAAAAAUGUUACCCUUUCUGGUUUUUCUUUUAUGCACCCUUCUUGUACAUAAUGUAAGGUUAUUUAUAUUUCAUUCCUAUCUGUUGCCUUGCUUUUAUUUUAUUUUAAUCUUUCUCUCACUUUU
This is a messenger RNA of Sinocyclocheilus rhinocerous, 5235 nucleotides long. Its product is annotated as receptor-type tyrosine-protein phosphatase alpha-like. The transcript has 23 exons. Gene Ontology annotation, molecular function: protein tyrosine phosphatase activity. The coding region runs from base 401 to 2896 and encodes 831 amino acids. Lineage: Eukaryota; Metazoa; Chordata; Actinopteri; Cypriniformes; Cyprinidae. Gene Ontology annotation, biological process: protein dephosphorylation. The record is from RefSeq and is a predicted model, not a curated record.